Molecule: messenger RNA, 1956 nt
Organism: Caenorhabditis sp. 36 PRJEB53466
Lineage: Eukaryota; Metazoa; Nematoda; Chromadorea; Rhabditida; Rhabditidae
Source: the annotation of a GenBank genome assembly
AUGUCCUUCAUUUCGACCGGAAUGUCCUCUUCGAAUCGACGGCAACUUCGAGUUGUUCUGGCUCGAAAUCCUCCAGAUGCCUUCGCAAACUGCCCCAUAUUCCCAACUCUUGAUGUCAUUCUCCAAUGCCCCUUUCCUGGAUGGACGCUCGAGGUAAAGGAAGCGUAACUCUCUGCGAGUUUGAAUGCUUUUAGGUCUUGAAAAUGAUAACGGACGCUUUAAAGUGGGAUGUCGUUCCAGUUGUGACUCCGACAAUCGUAGGAGGAUUGGAUUGGGGAACGAUGACAGUAACAAAUGGCAGCUAUAAGUUAGGAUAAACAGAAAGAGUUUCAGGGGAACGGAACGUGGACGGGAGCGCUCGGAUACCUUCAGAAUGGGACUGCGGACGCCGUCGCCCUCAUGUACCAGAAGACGGAUCUUCGUGACGAGUACUUUGAAUACUCAUACCCAGUGACGAAUGUGAACGAAUCCUUCCGCUAAAACACCGUGUUUCUCUUUAGGUUCAGCCCGUUUUCGUGGUUCGGAAGAAGGCAGAAACCAUCGGGUCAGUUCUCUGGAACGCUUUCAAGCCAUUCAGUUACGAAGUGUGGCUUUGUUUGUUGGGUACGCAUUUCGGGUAUUUUCCUGAUUUCAUUUGAAACUUCAGCAAGCCUUCUGAUCAACUUGCUCUUUUUCAUUUUCAUCAGUGGAAUCGAGUUCAAACUAUUAUUCAGAACUUGUUUUCGGCCGUACGAAGUGUGUCUCUUUCCGUAUUUCCCUUAAAAACUGAUAUUUCUUCAGAUGUUUUGGCACAUGAUUCAAUUGCAGCUGGAUGAGAAAAGCGAAGACAUGCUUUUUUACACUUUAUCUGGAAAUAUUGUCCUUUUCGUGUUUGCUCUUCUGCAGUCCGGCAUUCUGAUUGAUCUGUACAAAGGAAUGCUUCUCACCGCGCUCAUCACUUCCAGCGGAGACAAUCCGUUUACGAAUGCAAAUGAAAUGAUCCAGAUGAUAGCUGAAAAGAAGUAUCACUUGACUACGAACUAUUUGGGAAACUGGUAAUACUUGUGCUUAUUAGACGGUAGGGGGGAGGCAGCAGCCAUUAGUCAAUUAGUUCGUGCAAACUUCAAAGUAGAUAAAUUCACGGAACAAGCUCAAUUCCCCUCUGUCAGGUACUUCGAUGACCUGGAACAUUCCGACCAACAGCACUUUGUCCUUCUGCGAUCUGCCACUGCUUCCAAUCCGGUUGUCCGUCCCUUCUUGCUCCCUUCCGCUCUUCCAAAUCUCCAUUUUCAGGUUGCAGCUGCGAGUGUUUCAGCUGCUCUUGAUCUCGUAGACACUGGAAAGUAUAUUUAUCCGAUUCAGCAGGACUCGCUGGCAAUGCAAAUGAGCAAGGAACGGUGCAAUUACGUGUAUGUGAGCGACGGAAUGCCACAAGUCUCCUCGUAUUUCGUUUUCAAAAGUAACUUCUCCGGUGUUGCCGACUUCAACCGUCAAAUCAUUAUGAAUCAAGUGUUUGUACAGAGAACAUUCAGCAAAUAUUUCAGCGAGGUUUCCACCUUAUCGCUCGCCGCCAAAGGAGCUUUUCUCUUUCUCUUUCCAGGGCUUUAAGCUGGGAUUCAUUCCGAAGUGCGCCACGGGCGACGAGACGCAGACGGAUGCGUCGAAGCCCUUGGACAUUGAAUCGGUGAUCGGAGUGUUCACAAUCGGAGCACUUGGCAUCGCCGCUUCGAUCGUCGCCUUUGUAAUCGAAGUGGGUCAACACUCUCCGCCGUCCAUCGUCUCAAACUUUGCUCCCAGAUCUAUUACUAUUGGCACAUGCGGAUCGUGGCCCGUCGCGCCCGGAUGCGUGAUCCAUGGAACGUGCGUCAUCUCGCUCGCAUCGCCCAAUUGCACUUUACCACUUCGCAGCAAUACUCCGACAUUGACGUGAUGCGCCUCGUCGAUGCCCUCAACACGUCGUCUCCGUCCUCAUCAUGA